AUGAUGUCUCACAUAAAGACAGAAGAGGAAUUGGACUCAUUUAAUAAAAGUAUAAAUGACUUUUGGAACAAAUUCCGAAAUACUACACUCAAUGAACACUGUAGUCAAAUGGUGGGGCUGAGAGAUACUUAUAAAGGCUCCAUUGAAGCACUGGCAGAAAGAUUAUCCACAAAGAUAAAAGAAGAAGAUCGAAUGAUUGAGACUUUUCUGGAAUUCAGGAAUAUGAUCCACAUCCAGAAUAAACUUAUUCAAGAAAAACAAGAUAACUUAUUAAAACUGGUUGACGGUAUACAAGACAAAGAAAGAGAAAUGGAAAAGCUGACAGAAAGGAUACAAGAUCUUAAAGAAUCAUUGGAUAAGAAAAAAGAAAUUAUUUCUGCUGCUAACAAAGCCAAUAAGGAAAGGUUGAAAAUGCUUCAGAAAUCUUAUGAUUUAUAUAAAGAUCAACUUGGACUAGAAAUUCGAAAAAUUUAUGGUGGAAAACUUCAAUUUAUAUUCCGAUGUAUUGACCCUAAAGCCCCUGAGAAACCAUUCACCUUUAUCCUGCGCAUAAAUGAAGAAGGGGAUUAUGAAGUAUCAGAUAGUGCUCCUCAUCUGGAAUGCUUGGCUGAAUUUCAAGAGAAAGUAAGGAAGACCAACAAUUUUUCAGCUUUUCUUGCCAAUGUUCGGAAAGCUUUUAUUGCUUUGGUCUGUAAUGAAUGUGUAAAUACUGUGUAA
This is a messenger RNA of Gracilinanus agilis (Agile Gracile Mouse Opossum), 717 nucleotides long. RefSeq names its product SPC25 component of NDC80 kinetochore complex (gene SPC25). Bases 1 to 717 code for a protein of 238 amino acids. The transcript has 6 exons. Lineage: Eukaryota; Metazoa; Chordata; Mammalia; Didelphimorphia; Didelphidae. The record is from RefSeq and is a predicted model, not a curated record. Gene Ontology annotation, biological process: chromosome segregation. Gene Ontology annotation, cellular component: Ndc80 complex.